AUGGAUACCAUUUUCAAAGCUUUUGGUUUGGGCUUGUUGCUUCUUUCAGUAAAUCACACCAACUCAAGCCAUUCUGAGUGUUUGACUGGAUGCGCCUGUACAAGCAAUCGCCAUGGAAGGUCUCUGUUAUGCAUGGAAACAGCUAUAUCAGGGAUACCUGAAGACAUCCCUGAAGAUUUCACAAAAAUCCGAAUUGAGAAGUCCCAUUUGACUGAAAUCCCCAAGUCUGCUUUCUCUCAUUAUAAAUCACUGGAACAUCUCUGGCUAAACUUCAAUGACAUCACUAUCAUCCACAUAAAGAGUCUGGAAGGAUUAAGUAAUUUGACUGAGCUCAGGCUAGAAGGCAAUAAACUGCGGUCAGUACCAUGGACAGCGUUUGAAGACACGCCCAGCCUCAAAAUUCUGGACUUGAAGCACAAUCGUCUUGACGUUCUCCCUGAACAUGCACUGAAAUUUUUGCCACGUCUGACCUACUUAGACUUAUCCUUCAAUCAGCUUACAGUCACGUCGAAAGAGGUCUUCUUAAAAUGGCCUGUGGGUGACACGGCCUUUAAAAGUGGGGAAACUGCUGUUCCUAACGUGGUUCUGGCGCUCCAUGAUAACCCGUGGGUCUGUGACUGCCGUCUCAAAGGUUUUGUUGAGUUUGUCACAUCGCUUAGUCCGCCUAUCAUUCUGAUGAACUCCUACUUGACAUGCAGUGGUCCAGAGUACAUGGCAGGCAAAUUCUUCCAUGAAAUUGAGCUGAAGACGUGCACAAAACCAGUGGCGACCACCUCAUCCACCAACAUCACCAUGCCGCUGGGUGCGAACAUCACUCUUCCAUGCUUUGCUAUGGCCAGACCAGAACCAGCUGUCUGGUGGACAUAUGGCCUUAAGAUACUAAGAGGAUUUCAUGAGUUUCAGACCCGUGUGAACGAAGACACAAUCAAGUCUGAGCUGGUCAUUCCAUCUCUUCACCUAGCCGAUCGUGGUGUCUACACUUGCACAGCCAACAAUUUCAUCGGAAAUGCGUCGGUCAGCAUUCUGGUGGAUGUUAAGCCUCCUGAUGGCUCACAUCCCCUUUCCCCAGGUUUUCCUGCUGCAGCCACUGAGGAGAAUAUUUACAUUGACAUCCGUAUUGCCAAGCAGACUGUUUACGGCAUCACUAUUGAGUGGUAUGCUGUGAUGGAGAAACCUUCAGAGACCUGGUUCACCAUCCACUUUGGCCGCUAUGAUACACCCAAAAAGGAGCUAAUCUACAUCGGCCCCGGAAUCAACACCUACUCAGUCACAGACCUGCUGCCGCUCACCAAGUAUGACAUCUGUGUGACUCUGAAGAACCAAGCUCCCCGAAAUGGUCAGUGCAUUGUGUUUGUGACGGGCAGUGACAUGAGCGAAAUGGAACAGAGGGAGAAGCUCAUUCACAUUGUGGUCAUUGUUUUGGCCAUGGUUCUGGCCGUGCCAGCAGGAAUGUAUGCCUGCACCACUGACACUAAGUUCUACUGCUUCGAACGUGGCAUGGAGAUGUGGAGGAACUGGAGGCAAGCAGAGCAAACACACAGACCAGACGAGGGGCAGGGGACCUUUGAUAGCCUGCAGGCUGCCAGCGAUGAAGGCCUCUGCAAGGAUUCCAGCGAGGGCCGCAAGACCCGCAGAAGGUCUGAUGACAGGAUACAGAAAACUAAAUUUGACCGCAAACCCACAAUAUAG
Messenger RNA from Colossoma macropomum (tambaqui), 1689 nucleotides. It is a transcript of the gene lrit2, whose product is annotated as leucine-rich repeat, immunoglobulin-like and transmembrane domains 2. NCBI's taxonomy places the organism in Eukaryota, Metazoa, Chordata, Actinopteri, Characiformes, Serrasalmidae. The record is from RefSeq and is a predicted model, not a curated record. The transcript has 3 exons. Gene Ontology annotation, molecular function: protein binding. The coding region runs from base 1 to 1689 and encodes 562 amino acids.